CCCAAUUAACAAGUCCACAGACAUUUCUCUUCUUUCUCUGCUUUCUCUUCUUCCUCUCUCUCUCUCUCUCUCUCUCUCUCUCUCUUUCUUUGUCUUCCUUGGUCUUGGCAAUGGACUUUCCUGUGAACCCUAACCCUAAUUACACUGCUCAGUUCGAUCCGUUGAUGAUGAUGGACUUCGGGCUUGAGGUUGAGGAUUAUCUCAAGGAUGACGAUGAUGAUGAUGGCCUUGGCCGUGGUGGCGAUUGGCGCGUAGAGCAAGACUGUUCGUCGGCGGAGAUUUUUGCCGGCGGGUCUAGUACUACUGGAUCCAGUGCUGCUACUGCCACAUCAAGAAGUAGUGACAUAAAAUGCAAGAAUGGAGUGAAAAAAAACAAGGUGUAUGGGGGUCAAAGGGUCGCAUUUAGAACGAAAUCGGAGCUGGAGGUUAUGGAUGAUGGCUACAAAUGGAGGAAGUAUGGAAAGAAGUCUGUUAAAAACAGCCCAAAUCCCAGGAAUUACUACAAAUGUUCAAGUGGAGGAUGCAAUGUAAAGAAAAGGGUAGAAAGGGACGGAAAAGACUCAAGCUAUGUGAUAACAACAUAUGACGGAGUACACAACCAUGAAAGCCCCGCUGCAGUGUAUUACACCCAGAUGCCUGUUAUGGCUCCUAAUGGCUGGAGUUUACAACCUUCUUCUCGCUCCUCUUCUUCUUCAUAGAAAUUAAUCAAUCCAGGCCCCAUUGAUUUUUCUUCUAUAUAUGCUCUAUUAAAUGCUAAACAACCAAAAUUAUAGCAAUUUACAAAAAGGGGUAUGUUGUACAGAGCUUGUUACUUCACGGCCAGACGAAGGAUAUGAGGGUGGAGCUUCUUUUCCUCUUCCCUAUUCUUCCCCCCCUCCUUUUUUUUUUUUUUUUUGUUUUUUUUUUGGGGUUGGUAGAGAGCUCUCAUAGGAGAGACUUCACUGAUAACUUUUCUUUUUCUUUUUUUUUUUUUCUUUUUGUUUCCCUUAUUUUAAAAGAAAGAAGAAAUGUUGCCGAAGAGUUAUAGGAAUAUUUGCUAUUUUAUUUAUCUCAAUUUUCUAGCCCAUAAAGUAUUACAAAGUCAAUCUUUCUUUUUGCACGAUCAGAAUUGUCAUUUUACACAACCUGGGAUUUGUUAAGUUCUUGUCCGCUGAACAACUUAGUGAUGUUUGACUAUUAAUUACAAAAU
Molecule: messenger RNA, 1189 nt
Organism: Ziziphus jujuba (common jujube)
Lineage: Eukaryota; Viridiplantae; Streptophyta; Magnoliopsida; Rosales; Rhamnaceae
Product: probable WRKY transcription factor 51
Exons: 3
Coding region: 111-698 (195 amino acids)
Biological process (GO): regulation of DNA-templated transcription
Molecular function (GO): sequence-specific DNA binding; DNA-binding transcription factor activity
Source: RefSeq, a predicted model, not a curated record